Scutellospora calospora is the source of this 2301-nucleotide messenger RNA. The record is from the annotation of a GenBank genome assembly. Lineage: Eukaryota; Fungi; Glomeromycota; Glomeromycetes; Diversisporales; Gigasporaceae.
AUGAUAGGACAAGAGGAAUGGGAUAGUGUUGACGAUUUUUCCGUAGAUUCUUUGCGUGCUGAAGUGUCUUCCACUUCUACCGCUUUAAGUACUUUUACUCCUAGCUCUCCUCCAGAAGAAAUUAAUGCCGAUGAGCUUCCUAAUGAUAAUGAGGUACCCAAGAAUUCUUCAGCCGAGAUUCUACAAAAAAUGGGACUUGUUCAAUAUAUGAAAACAGAUGAAAGAGCAGGUGUUAAACAAAUUUUUUCAACGAAUUCUAUAUGGAUGCUUGGAAUUGAAUAUAAAUUUCCGGAGGAUUGCGGUUCCGUUAACCUUCCCAAAUUUGACAGAGGUGAAAAAGCUCGAAGUAGUAGGGCGUCGUCAUUUUUAAAUUUAGUGUUUGGAUCUUCUGAAGAAGAUGAUGAUUACGAUGAUUUAUCGGUAUAUAGUGAUGAUCAUGUUCAUACUCAUAAGUUAGCCAAGUCUCGUUCUUUUUCACAGGCUACGUCUGGUGUUGACAGUCAGCAAUUAGGAAUAUCUCAACAAAAACCAUCUACCAAUUCAUCAUUGAUGGGUCAAAGUAUCGUAAUCCGACGUUUAAGGUCAUUAUCUUUCUCCCAAAAAUCUCCUCCUCCCGAAAAUACUACUUUCCCAGAGUUAUUACAACCAAAUAGUGAGAUUCGUGUUAACUCUGGAUCUUUGAAUCCCGUAUAUCAUAGGCAAGGUGGAAAACGUAAUAAUAAUAAUAAUUCGUUUUCGUUAAACAAAAAGCGAUCUUCAAUUGCUCCAAAUUUUUUACGUAAUUUGAAUCAAGGUCUUGAACCUUUAAAUUUCAUGUCUCACAGUGUUUUUUCUUCAAAACCUAAAAAGUCUAGAAGAAAGACUUUUGUUGGAAUUUUUUCUGGUAAGGAAAAAAAUAAGCUUGAUACUCCUACUCGAAAAUUAUAUCCGCAUGUAGAAAUGGAUAGUGAUUUGGAUUCUAAAUUUUCUGAAAAUGAGUCAAAUCUUAAAUAUACAAGUUUCGAAGUUAUUGAUAAUUCUAGGAAUCAACUCUCUGAAGUUUCAUAUCCCGAAGAUAUUAUAUAUAGCUCUGAAGAAAGUGAUGGAAGUGAUAUUAAUAUAAGAAUAGAUGAUAUUGAACCAGAUGCGCUCUCUGGUGACAAUAUCUCUGUCGAAACCGUAACAAGAGAGUCUGCUACACAAAAUGACAUUAAAUGUUUUGAUUUAACCAAAAAUGCUAACGUUAAAGAUGUCUUAAAUGAUAAUGUACUAUCACAACAGACAAACUUACAUGAACGAAAGAUAUCAGAUGCUGGAUCUGUUCGAUCAAUUAGUUCAUUCCAGUCAAUAUCAAAUCCAACUAGUCUUUAUAGACCUGAUUCUCUUGGUUCAUUGUCACCAAAUCAAAGUAAACUGAUGGACUUUUAUUUGGAUUUUCAAUCGAGAAUUUUUUGUUGUUAUCGGAAAGAUUUUCUUCCUAUCGAACCUGCCUUUCAUACCACAGACACGGGUUGGGGGUGCAUGCACAGAACCGGGCAGAGUUUAUUAGCUCAAGGGUUUUUAUUGACUCUUUUAGGGAGAGAAUGGCGGUUACAUAACCCUCAAUCAGAUUCUAACACAUUGAUAUAUCGAAAAAUUUUGCGAUGGUUUAUGGAUGGUCCAGAGCCUGAACAAUACUAUUCUAUUCAUAAUAUCGCACGUACAGGAAUUUCAUUAGAUAAAAAGAUUGGAGAUUGGUUUGGUCCUGCUAAUGUAGCACACGUAUUAAAGAGAUUAUCAUCGAAUCACAAAGAAUGCCCGCUAGUUAUUCACGUCCCAGCAAAUAACAGCAUAUAUAGGGCAGAGGUAAUUAAUACAGCUAUAGGAGAACAUGAUGGUAAUUUAUUCAAUGAACAAAAGCCAUGGAAACCUGUACUUAUAUUACUUUCAGUUAGACUAGGUACCGACAGAUUUAAUCCAAGUUAUUCUGGAAACUUGAAGACUUUGUUUACUUUUCCUCAAUUCUUGGGAAUUGCAGGUGGUAGACCAAGAAAGUCUUUAUAUUUUGUAGCCGUUCAGGAUGAUGAACUAUUUUAUCUUGAUCCACACUUCGUCCGACCUGCAAUAAAUCUCAAUAAAACAACUGAAUUUCCAAUUGAAGAUUACCAUUCUACUAUCGUUCGGGGAAUGGAUAUUACUGAAAUGGAUCCCUCAAUGCUUUUGGGAUUUUUAUGUCAAAGAUCUCAGGAUUUUGAUGAUCUUUGUCAGCGAGUUGAACAGGAAAUGAAUUCUCAAUUUCCAAUUUUCACCAUAUUAAAUAUUAGCGAUCUAGCUAAUGACUAA